GCAGGGCAGGGGCAGCGGUCCGGAGCAAGCGCCGGCGCGGGCGGGGCCCUGGCAGCGGGGCGGUCCAGCCGCUGUCAGCUGAGGUCCCGUCGAGGCGGGCGGGGGCAGCCCAGCGACGCCGCGGCGCCAGCAGUCCCUGAUCAGAGGGCGGCUGAGCAGGUGGAGGAGCCCGGAGUCCGCAGGGCGCAGUCGCUCCGCUUUCCCUGGUCCUCGCGCCUCGCCUGGCUCCGCGUCGGAACCAUGGACAGCGCCCGCGGCCCGGCUCGGGGGCUGCAGCUGGACGCCGCCGGCUUCUGGCAGGUCUGGAAGCGCUUUGAUGCGGACGAAAACGGUUACAUAGAAGAGAAGGAGCUUACUGAUUUCUUUCACCAUUUGCUGAUGAAACUGGGUACUGAUGACUCAGUUAUGGAGGAAAAUGUACACAAGAUAAAACAACAAUUUAUGACUGCCUACGGUGUCCCUAAAGAAGGCCACAUAAGAAUGAAAGAGCUGGCCAGUAUGUUCUUGUCUGAGGAUGAAAACUUUCUCCUCCUGUUUCACCUGGAAGCUCCCUUGGACAGCAGUGUGGAGUUUAUGCAGAUUUGGCGCAAAUACGAUGCAGACAGCAGUGGCUUUAUAUCAGCUGCUGAGCUUCAAAACUUCCUCCGAGACCUCUUCCUCCACCAUAAAAAGGUCAUUUCUGAGGCAAAACUGGAAGAAUACACUGACACCAUGAUGAAAAUCUUUGACAAAAAUAAAGAUGGUCGGUUGGAUCUCAAUGACCUGGCCAGGAUUCUGGCUCUUCAGGAAAAUUUCCUUCUCCAAUUUAAAAUGGAUGCCAGUUCUACUGAAGAAAGGAAGAGGGACUUUGAGAAGAUCUUUGCCCACUAUGAUAUUAGCAGAACUGGAGCCCUUGAAGGCCCAGAAGUCGAUGGGUUUGUCAAAGACAUGAUGGAGCUGGUCCAGCCCAGCAUCAGUGGAGUGGACCUUGACAAGUUCCGAGAGAUCCUCCUGCGUCACUGCGAUGUGAACAAGGACGGGAAAAUUCAGAAGUCUGAGCUGGCUUUGUGCCUUGGUCUGAAAAUCAGCCCCUGAUCUUCACAUGCUUUGUGGUUCGCCCUUGCCAUGUGUACGCCCUCUUGCUGUUAGAAUUGUAUCUGUGCUUUGCUGCUUGGGACCCAGUGGGCAAACUUUCUCACUAUAGCUUGGUGUUUUCGGGCGAGGCGAGGGACCCUAAAGGCCUUUCCAAUGGCAGGCAUGGUCCUGUCUCUCUGAAACCCCCAGUUAGCAGCUGUGUCCUUUUCCCCUUGACCCUGGGUUUUCCUGUGCACCCCAUGGACUCAGUGAUCUGUUAGAACUGUUCUGUUCUUCCCUUGCCACCAGGCGGCAGGGACAGCUUGGCCCAUCCAUCCCUGCUCUUCUUCUUGUGGGCUUUCUGCUGAGUCUGAGUGGUAUGUGGCAUCCAUGGCAAUUCUGUAAUUCUCAAAAGAAGAUUGUUAUAUGGAAAUAAAUCUGCAGUUGAAAAUAAA
Molecule: messenger RNA, 1508 nt
Organism: Cavia porcellus (domestic guinea pig)
Lineage: Eukaryota; Metazoa; Chordata; Mammalia; Rodentia; Caviidae
Gene: Scgn
Product: secretagogin, EF-hand calcium binding protein
Exons: 11
Coding region: 241-1074 (277 amino acids)
Biological process (GO): regulation of long-term synaptic potentiation; regulation of presynaptic cytosolic calcium ion concentration
Cellular component (GO): cytosol; terminal bouton; dendrite
Molecular function (GO): calcium ion binding
Source: RefSeq, a predicted model, not a curated record